UGUUUUCGAUUUCCGGUUAUGUUCGUUUGUUAGCCAAAUAUUUGAAUGUUUUUUUGUUGUUGUUUGGGACAUUCAAUAACAUCCGAGUUAUGAGAUUGAACGACCUAUAUAUAGCGUUUUGUUAAUUAUUACAUAGCCAGCUUAUUAGAUAUAUAACUGGUUAAUAAGUAGGUCAUUCGAAGUAUAAACGGGUAGCGAUUAUUGGUCUGUCGUUAAGCUAGCUAGGCUAGCUAGGUUAGCCCAAACAGAUACCGAACUGAACAGAAAGUGCAAGCAAACAUGAGAAAUCACAGCCAACUCCGCCAGUGAACACUCAGGGGGAUGGUGUCGAGUGUUGUUGGUCAGUGUGUGUCUGUGAGCAGCGUGUCACCCAGGCAGUGUGAUUGACUAUGGCGGACAGACCUGACGACGAUGACGUUAUCGUCCUGGCCAGCUUCAACAUCCACCGCAGCCAAGGUCGUCGGGCACGCAGGAGGAACUUCAUCACCAUAUCAGAUGACUCUGACGAGGAGCCGGUUCCUCUGGACCCCAACAGUCCUGUCCUGGUUUCUGACAAACCUGACGAUGAUGAUGAUGUCAGCAUACUAGAGUCCCUGAAUCCUGCCCGGCGACGUGUGAUUCGUCCAGCAGCACUUUGGGGUGUGGCCUCUGAAGGCGAUGGACCAAUCAUAGAGCUAAAAGAGGUUGACGGUCAUCGGACUGCACCCCUUCCACCCACCUCACAGUGCAGAGAAACCUCCGCCCCAUCCACCUCACAGUACAGAGACACCUCCGCCCCAUCCACUUCACAGUACAGAGACACCUCCGCCCCAUCCACCUCACAGUACAGAGACACCUCCGCCCCAUCCACUUCACAGUACAGAGACCGAGACGCCUCCGCCCCAUCCACUUCACAGUACAGAGACCGAGACGCCUCCGCCCCAUCCACCUCACAGUACAGAGACCGAGACGCCUCCGCCCCAUCCACCUCACAGUACAGAGACCGAGACGCCUCCGCCCCAUCCACCUCACAGUACAGAGACCGAGACGCCUCCGCCCCAUCCACCUCACAGUACAGAGACCGAGACACCUCCGCCCCAUCCACCUCACAGUACAGAGACCGAAACGCCUCCGCCCCAUCCACCUCACAGUACAGAGACCGAGACACCUCCGCCCCAUCCACCUCACAGUACAGAGACACCUCCGCCCCAUCCACCUCACAGUACAGAGACGGAGACACCUCCGCCCCAUCCACCUCACAGUACAGAGACGGAGACACCUCCGCCCCAUCCACCUCACAGUACAGAGACCGAAACGCCUCCGCCCCAUCCACCUCACAGUACAGAGACCGAGACACCUCCGCCCCAUCCACCUCACAGUACAGAGACCGAGACACCUCCGCCCCAUCCACCUCACAGUACAGAGACACCUCCGCCCCAUCCACCUCACAGUACAGAGACACCUCCGCCCCAUCCACUUCACAGUACAGAGACGGAGACACCUCCGCCCCAUCCACCUCAACCCAGACCAGACAUCAACCCUUCACCAGGCCUGUCCUGCAGGAGGUCAAGUUAGUUUUGCUCCCUCAGGUUCAGCCCCCUGCACCCCCUCAGCCCCAUGCCCGGCCCCGAUCCCCCCUACAGCAGCUCCACCCUGGACCCCUCAACCAGCCUCGGCCCCCCCUGCCCCCCCAGGCUCUCCUCCUAACCCAUGCCUUCCAGAUCCAACAACCCAGAUCCCUUCAUCCCCAACCUGUUCCCCAGGUCGCCCCCCAGCGGUGUCCUGCGGGCCCCUGUGGCGUCCCUGCCCCCGCCGUGCUGAUAGCUGCUGCCCCCGAGCGUCUGGGCCCCCCAGAGACCGGCCAUCGCAUCACCCUGGGCAGCCAGACUCUUGGGGGCCUUAACCCCCAGUCCGGAGCCCCGCUGCUGACACACGACCGCCCUCUGUCCCUGGGGCCACAGGUGGUAGUUGUGGUCAACCGGCCAGACACUCAACCUCCCCUCCCCAUCCCAGCUCUCGCUGUUCCCCUGAACCCUAACCCCAUAGUCCCAGUCCCUGUCGUCCCAGUUGUCCCCAGGACAGCGGAGGAGAGGGCAGGUCCCUCAGACCAACAGGAAGUCCGGGGACCAGAGACACCUCAGCUGCAGCCCCACGUCAGAGCACUGGUCAGAGGAGUGGUGGAUCUGUUUCCUGAUGUCCAGGAGAACUAUGUAGCAGAACUGAUCCAGACCAAUGACCUGAAAGACCUCAAUGUUAUCUGUAACAUGUUGCUGGAGAACCCAGCCUUCCCUCAGAGAGAGAGUUCAGCCUCCGCGGCUCAGAGCAGCAUGCUACUGGAACCCUGCAACGACAACUCACAGUCUGCAGAGGACCUGUUUGACUACGGGUCGUUAGGUCAGGUGGGUGCUGAGGCGGCGAUGCAGGCAGCUGACCUCUUGAUGGGAGACUUCAGGAUGAUUUCCUGUCAGGACAUCAAAUGGAGCCUCAACGCCAUGAAGGGGCACUACGCAAUCACACGCAAGGCCUUAUGUGAAGCAGUGAAGCAGUUUCAAGACUCUGAGUCGUUAGAGAAGAGACGACGCAGGAGACAGACUGCAGAACGCUGCUAUAUAGACUUCAAGUAUCAGCAUGGUUCGGUGAAGUUGGAGAGGAGGAUGUACUUCCUGGAGAAGAACCGGCGCGGCUGCAGGACGUACGGAGCGGCUCUGGACCCCUCGCUGCAGAGGGAGAUCACCUUCUAUCAGCAGAAAGCCAAGGAGCAUGCUGAGCAUGAAGACUUCCUGCUGGCUCUGCAGGUUAAUGAGGAGGAGUAUGAGAAGGACGGACAGCUGAUAGAGUGUGGGUGUUGCUGUGGGGACUUUGCCUUCGAGAAGAUGACCCAGUGUUCUGAUGGACAUCUCUUCUGUAAAGAAUGUCUGGUUAAAUAUGCCGAGGAAGCCGUGUUCGGGUCGGGACAGUCCUCUCUCAGCUGUAUGGAAGCAGGCUGUCCCUGUUCCUUCCCGGUGUGCGAGUUGGAAAAGGUGUUGCCGGACACGGUGUUGUGUAAAUACUACGAGAGACAGGCUGAAGAGGCCGUGGCCGCGACCUGCGCCGACGAACUAGUACGUUGUCCGUCCUGUAACUUCCCAGCGUUGUUGGAUAAAGGUGUGUCGCUGUUCAGCUGUCCCAACCCUCGCUGUCGGAAGGAGAGCUGCAGGAAGUGCCGUGUCCAGUGGAAGGAGCAUGCUGGGAAGUCAUGUGACCAGGUCAUGGAACGAGAUGAGAUACGCAUGAGGGUGGCCUUUGAGGAGCGGAUGACAGCAGCUCGGGUCAGGAAGUGCGUGAAGUGUGGAACAGGUCUGGUGAAGUCUGAGGGAUGUAACAGGAUGUGGUGUCGUUGUGGAAGCUACAUGUGCUACCUGUGCCGAGAGCCAAUCAGUGGAUACAACCACUUCUGUCAGCACGCCCGUUCCCCUGGCGCUCCCUGUAGGCACUGCCGCAAGUGCUCUCUCUGGACAGACCCCACGCAAGAUGACGAGCGCAUCAUUCAGGAGAUUCAGAAAGAGGGCGAGAAAGAGCUCAACAAGAAGAACGCAGAGACUUCAGGGAAGAGAGUGGGCCCGCCCCCGGAACCUGUGGUGGUUGCUAAGCGACCUCGAGCAGCCCCCCCUCCGCAGGCGGUGCGAGCGCCCUUAUUGGUCCCUCCUCGUGUCAUUCUGCCUCAUCGCCAGCCCUUGCCCCCCGCCCCCUACGUGCCCCCGCUCCUCCACCUGCCCCCCCUCAACUACCACCCUCCCCUCAACCAGGUCAACAACAACCUGAACAAUAUAGACGUCAACAUGCCCAUGCACUAUGGACCCCCCCCUCGCUACUACAGACACCUAUAACCCUCCUCCUCCUCUACUACAGACACCUAUAACCCUCCUCCUCUACUACAGACACCUAUAACCCCCCUCCUCUACUACAGACACCUAU
Oncorhynchus mykiss (rainbow trout) is the source of this 3933-nucleotide messenger RNA. Lineage: Eukaryota; Metazoa; Chordata; Actinopteri; Salmoniformes; Salmonidae. The record is from RefSeq and is a predicted model, not a curated record.